This is a messenger RNA of Cylicocyclus nassatus, 492 nucleotides long. NCBI's taxonomy places the organism in Eukaryota, Metazoa, Nematoda, Chromadorea, Rhabditida, Strongylidae. The record is from the annotation of a GenBank genome assembly.
GUAUGGAAACUGUCGUAGCAAAGGUCUGAAUAUCUUUCCUUCCUUGGAUGGAUGCCAGUGGACUUGCGAGAGACAUCGCGAUGAACGCUUUCCAGCAUACUGUACGGAUCAAUUUGACGAACAAUACAAAGAAUCUUGCGAGGGUGGUCAGUGGAGGGAGAGGGCGUAUUUUGAUCAAGGAACAGGUGCAUGUACCACAUUCUGGUGGGACGGCUGCACGUCAGCAAACCAAAAUUUCUUUGAGAACCUGCAGACGUGCCAAACUCUUUGCGAACAUCCAGACGCAGAACCAUAUGAAGAGCUUCCUGACUCAAAGAUUAACUACCAGUGCCUGUUACCGAGGGAAAUUGGAACUUGCAAGGAAACUUAUCCUUUCUAUUUCUUCGAUAGAGAAACAAAAACCUGUCAGCCAUUCUCGUACUCCGGCUGUGGCGGAAAUGAAAAUCGUUUUAUGACGAUAUCUCAAUGCAUCGGCCAAUGCGAACCCUUUAC